CCGAAACAAAUAUGUCGAUAUAUAUCAGAUCAUAUGAGUGCAGAAUGUAUCCAAUUAAAUGGCACUUGGCUGGAUUCUAAUGAUUCACGCUUCAGUGGUGAAUACAGUGAACUACUUCCAGAUUGGUUUUGGAAUAAUAUCACCAACAUCACUAAUGCAUCGCAGUCAGAGGAUUUGCUUGAAGUGGAUGAAUACACAUUACCUUUUGAGCUUUGGCAAACAGUCUUAAUAGCUCUGUGUCUUGCUGCUUGCAUAGUUUUAACCAUCGGUGGGAACAUCCUCGUACUGCUGGCCUUUAUUGUCGAUCGAUCCAUAAGACAGCCGAGCAAUUACUUUAUAGCAUCAUUAGCCGCCACUGACAUGCUUAUCGGUACGGUAUCCAUGCCAUUCUACACAGUAUAUGUGCUGAUGGGCUCCUGGGAUCUUGGUCCUCUUCUUUGUGAUUUAUGGCUCUCUGUAGAUUAUACUGUUUGCUUGGUAUCUCAAUACACCGUUCUACUAAUCACAAUAGAUCGUUUUUGCUCGGUGAAGAUUGCUGCCAAGUACCGGAGUUGGCGUACUAAGAAUCGCGUUAUAUGGAUGGUGACAAUCACCUGGAUCAUACCAGCACUCUUAUUCUUCAUAAGUAUUUUUGGAUGGGAACACUUUGUUGGUUACAGAAAUCUCAAACCAAAUGAAUGCGCUGUUCAAUUUUUAAAAGAUCCUAUCUUCAACACUGCCUUGAUAAUCGGUUAUUACUGGACGACACUCGUAGUACUGUUCAUUCUCUAUGGUGGCAUUUAUAAAACAGCUUACGAUAUGCAAAAGAAAAGUGAGGCUAAGCAAAGAAAGAUGCAGUCAAUGGUAGCUUUGAGUGCAGGCGCAAUGUCAGGAAUGGCUGGCCGAGCAGCCGGAAUCGGAAUCUCAAAGACACAAAGCACAAUCCUUAGUCAAGACAAACCCAAAGAUCCUAGUGGUGGCACAUCAAGCACAAGCGUUGAUAAUGCCCCAGGUUCAGGCGAUGACCUCAAGGAUGGCAAUUACACCGGAACUGGACGUAAGCUAUCUGGACAACAGUCUCAAAACAAAGAUUCAAACAAUAAACUAAAAUCGGGAACGACAUCAUCAGAGAUGGAGAGGUCUGAGCGCUCAAGCAGUCCAGCAUUCGAUUCAGAUGAUGACAGUGCAGUUGCUGUGACAAGUCAGCAAUCUGCAGUGCGGAAGCGGUCAUCUAUUGCUGGACUGAUGGUUCAAGCAGGCGCUGUCCACGUAUUUACCAGCAACAACCGACUGAAUGGGAUGGUUCCUAUCAACGUUGAAAUGAAUCCUAUGAUGAAAAAGAUGCCUCCUACGUCUCCGCUGCUAGACUCAGCUUCAAAAGCUCACACACUGCCCAAGAUUCAAGAGUACAGCCUUGCAGACAUAGAAAACACUAUAGAAAAUACAUGCGAAUACGAAAAAAGCAGCACAACGUUGACACCCGAGCAAUCAUUACGAUCGAACGAAAUUGAUUUAAAUCAUAGCAUUGAACGAAUUGAGGAUACACCACCAUCCGAAAUCAGGAAUAAAAGUUCAUCAUCUGGACAACCAAGCAUCAUUCCUCCUCCGACGCAGUUUUUAGGUAGCCCAUCAGUAUCAGAGAGUACGUCAACUUCAUCGUCUAUUGACAAGACAAAAUCAUUAAUGGCUCAUGGAGCAGGGACCUAUGAUAUAAUGACUGGACUGGACGGCGCAGAUUUGAGGUAUAUGGAUGAAAGUUCAAUUAUUGUACCAAGUCCUUCCUAUGAAAGUCCACCAUCUUCUUUUUCCCUCAGCCUAGCGAAUCCUCUGUCAACGGCACCAUCAUCUCCUGUCCUCGGGCACUCUGGAACAUCAGCAGUCAACACUAGUCUCCUGCAGGCAGCGCUGAUCAGGGCUGCUGCUCAGCACCAAUCCGGCACCACCCCAACACAACCUUCGCACAAUCCUCAAGUAACACAUGCCUCAUCACAAACCAACCCUCCGCGAGUCUUCGUCACCCAUCAGAUCAACGCAGCUUCGCAAACAUCACCUACUGUUGUUAGCAAAGUUAACACAGAAGUCACUGUAAAAGUUGAAGACAUUAAACGUCAGCCAAUCACUACAGUUGUAAGCACAUCCAUCGACUCGUCUAACAACGGCACAACGACUGAUCAGAAACUGAACAAUCAGCCGCAGGUGUCUUCCUCCAGCAGCGCUCUUCCAACAGUUGUUGCGGUGACUGUCAUUAAUCAGGAUCCAAAGCGGCAGUCAAAAAAAAAAGACACUGAUAAAGAAAUAGAAACUAGCAGUGGAUCACGACGUGAUUUUGUUAAGUCGAUUGGUCGGCGUUUGAAAGCUAAAACACAGAAAAAAGACCCGACUAUUGGUAGACAAAAAUCCCGAACGGAAAACCGGGCUAGAAAAGCUUUUAGAACUAUUUCAUUUAUUUUAGGUGCUUUUGUUGCUUGUUGGACUCCCUAUCAUGUAAUGGCGCUUGUUGAGGGCUUUUGUUCUCAUCGACCCUGCACUAAUGAACAUCUUUAUAUGUUUUCAUAUUUUUUAUGUUACGCGAACAGUCCCAUGAAUCCUUUCUGCUAUGCACUGGCUAAUCAGCAAUUCAAAAAAACCUUUACGAGAAUUCUUAAAGGCGAUUUUCAUAUGACGUAA
This is a messenger RNA of Cotesia congregata, 2646 nucleotides long. NCBI's taxonomy places the organism in Eukaryota, Metazoa, Arthropoda, Insecta, Hymenoptera, Braconidae. The record is from the annotation of a GenBank genome assembly.